AUGAGUAACGAAGAUUACGGAUACGAUUACGAUUAUUUAUUUAAGAUAGUUCUUAUCGGCGACUCCGGUGUGGGUAAAUCGAAUCUGUUGUCGAGAUUUACAACCGAUGAAUUCAACAUUGAAUCUAAAUCUACGAUUGGCGUGGAAUUCGCUACAAGAACCAUUGAAGUUGAAAACAAGAAGAUAAAAGCGCAGAUUUGGGACACGGCGGGUCAAGAACGUUACAGGGCCAUCACCUCUGCGUAUUACCGUGGUGCUGUAGGUGCCCUUAUAGUGUAUGAUAUAAGCAAAUCAAGCUCAUACGAAAAUUGCAACCACUGGCUUACCGAACUAAGAGAGAAUGCAGAUGACAACGUGGCUGUUGGGUUGAUAGGAAAUAAAUCAGAUCUGGCUCAUCUAAGAGCAGUACCAACGGAUGAAGCGAAAAAUUUCGCAAUGGAAAACCAAAUGUUAUUUACUGAGACAAGUGCUUUAAAUAGUGACAAUGUAGAUAAGGCAUUUAGAGAACUAAUCGUAGCCAUUUUCCAAAUGGUAAGCAAACAUCAAGUAGACUUAAACGGGUCUGGUACCAACAACACGGGCUCUAACAGCGGUCCAAAAGGCCCUACCAUCAGCUUAACACCGGCACCAAAAGAAGAUAAGAAGAAAAAAUCCAGCAACUGUUGUUAA
Molecule: messenger RNA, 669 nt
Organism: Saccharomyces paradoxus
Lineage: Eukaryota; Fungi; Ascomycota; Saccharomycetes; Saccharomycetales; Saccharomycetaceae
Gene: YPT32
Product: Rab family GTPase YPT32
Exons: 1
Coding region: 1-669 (222 amino acids)
Biological process (GO): exocytosis
Cellular component (GO): recycling endosome
Molecular function (GO): GTP binding; GTPase activity
Source: RefSeq, a predicted model, not a curated record